Molecule: messenger RNA, 8262 nt
Organism: Calypte anna (Anna's hummingbird)
Lineage: Eukaryota; Metazoa; Chordata; Aves; Apodiformes; Trochilidae
Gene: MTCL2
Product: suppressor of glucose, autophagy associated 1
Exons: 16
Coding region: 186-4784 (1532 amino acids)
Biological process (GO): insulin receptor signaling pathway; regulation of autophagy
Source: RefSeq, a predicted model, not a curated record
CCGGGGCCGGGCUGACCGACAGCAGCUCGGAGGUGUCAGACUGCAGUGCCUCGGAGGAGGCGAAGCUGCUCUCGCUGGAGCUGGGGCUCAGCGGCAGCGACGGCGAGUCCCCAGGCAGCGCCCCGCCGCCCCCCCCCUCGGCUGGCGAGGCCUCGCCGCUGCCCGAGGAGCCCUCGGCCGCCUCCAUGGCCAGCAGCCGCCUGCAGCUCAGCACCUCCCUCGCCUUCUCCGACCUCACCGAGGAGCUGUUGGACGCCGGCACCGACGGGCUGCUCCGGGAGCUGGAGGACCUGCGCUCCGAGAACGACUAUCUCAAGGAUGAGAUCGAGGAGCUACGGGCUGAGAUGCUGGAGAUGAGGGAUGUCUACAUGGAGGAGGAUGUGUACCAGCUGCAGGAGCUCCGGCAGCAGCUGGACCAGGCCAGCAAGACCUGCCGCAUCCUGCAGUACCGCCUGCGCAAAGCCGAGCGCCGCAGCCUCCGUGUGGCCCAGACAGGGCAGGUGGAUGGAGAGCUCAUCCACAGCCUUGAGCAGGAUGUCAAGGUGGCCAAGGAUGUCUCCGUGCGGCUCCACAACGAGCUGGAGGUGGUGGAGAAGAAAAGGAUCAGGCUGGAGGAGGAGAACGAGGACCUGCGCCAGCGGCUCAUUGAGACAGAGCUGGCCAAGCAGGUGGUGCAGAACGAGAUGGACAAACUCCGAGAGAAUUCCCUGAAGAAACGGGGGUCUCGCUCCAUUGGGAAGACAGAAAAGAAGCCAUCAGUGCAGGAGGACAGCGCAGACUUGAAGUGCCAACUGCAUUUUGCCAAGGAGGAGUCGGCCCUGAUGUGCAAGAAGCUGACCAAGCUGGCCAAGGAGAACGAUGGCAUGAAGGAGGAGCUCCUGAAAUACAGGUCCCUCUACGGGGACCUCGACAGCUCCCUCUCCGUGGAGGAGCUGGCUGACUCUCCCCAUUCUCGUGAAGCUGAGCUGAAGGUUCACCUCAAGCUGGUGGAGGAGGAAGCCAAUAUCCUCAGCCGGAGGAUAGUGGAGCUGGAGGUGGAAAACCGCGGGCUGCGGGCAGAGAUGGACGACAUGAAGGGGCAGGGGGACAGAGAGCUGCCUGGACAGGACAUGCGGUUCCUGGCGGGCAUCUCGGGUUGUGGGGACGCUGGGGACACAGUGGUGGAGCUGCGCCGGCACCUGCAGUUUGUGGAGGAGGAGGCUGAGCUGCUGAGACGCUCGCUGCUGGAGCUGGAGGACCAGAACAAGCUCCUCCUGAAUGAGCUGACCAAGUACAAGUCGGACCACGAGCUGGACAUGACACUGUCAGAGGACAGCUGCUCGGUGGUCAGCGAGCCCUCGCAGGAGGAGCUGGCCACAGCCAAGGUGCAGAUCAGCGAGCUGAGCGGCAAGGUGAAGAAGCUGCAGUACGAGAACCGUGUGCUGCUCUCCAACCUCCAGCGCUGUGACCUGGCCUCCUGCCAGACCACCCGGCCCAUGCUGGAGACCGACGCUGAGGCUGGCGACUCGGCACAGUGCAUCCCCACCACCGACUGGAGGGACGGAAUGGGCGUCAGCGAAGCCGACGGGCAGGACAGGGUGCCCAGUGGUGGGAAAGUGCCCGACGGUCCCACCAAGCUGCUCAAGGCCAAGGACCUGGAGACCUUGCUGGGCAUCCGGGACCAGGCAGCUCUUGUCAACAAGGCGAUUGACAUCUUGAUUUCAGAUGCCAAUGGCUUCACCUCUGGGCUGAAGGCAUGCUUGGACAAUGAGUGUGCCUUGGGGCUGCUGGGCGAGGCGGUGGGUAGCGGUGGUGAGAGCCCCAGUGAUGCCAAGCUGAUGAACGUGCUCCUCAUGCGGCUGGGCGUGCUGCAGCAGGACCUGGGCUGCUUCACCAGGAAGGUGGACCACCUCACCAGUGGCCUCAAGGAGCACACGGACUCUUUCCCCUUCUCCAGCCCCGGCAGCCAUGACACCACCAAAGAGGGGCUGCAGAAGGAGCACGCCACUGACUUCCAGCAGCCUGAUUUUAGGGACGCUGACACUUACCGCAUCCCCCACGCCAAGGACAUGGACCCCACGCAUCCCCGGAGUUACAAAACCUGCAGGCCUGAGGAGAACGACUCCUAUGCCACCGAGAUGAAGGAGCUGCAGCUGGUGCUGUCAGAAGCCAACGAAAGCCUGCGGGGAUUGCAGGAGCAGCUGUCACAGGAGAGGCAGCUGAGGAAGGACGAGGUGGACAACUUCUCACAGAAGAUCUGCCAGCUGAAGGAGGACCACCAGAAAGCACUGCUGAGGAGGGAGUUCGAGCUUCAGAGCCUGAACCUGCAGAGGCGGCUGGAGCAGAAGUUCUGGAGCCAGGAGAAGAACCUUCUGGUGCAGGAGUCGCAGCAGUUCAGGCAGAGCUUCCUCCUGCUCUUCAUGAAACUCAAGUGGUUCCUCAAGCGCUGGCGCCAGGGCAAGAUGGUGCACAGCGAGGGCGAGGACUUUUUGGAGGUGAACAGCAUGAAGGAGCUGUACCUGCUGUUGGAGGAGGAGGAGCUCACCCCACAGCAACAGGCAGACAACAAGAUGUGCACUGGAGACACCUGGACCCCCAACACGCCCAACGAGUGUAUCAAGACGCUGGCAGAGAUGAAGGUGACCCUGAAAGAGCUGUGCACAGAGCUGCGGGAGGAGCGGCGCGGGGCUGGGGAGCUGCAGCAGCAGUUCACCAAGGCCAAGGCUGCCUGGGAGAUGGAGCGUGCAGAGCUCAAGUGCCACAUUGCUCAGCUGGAGUCAAAGGCAGGCAAAGGGAUCACAGAGCGAGCACUGCCCGACUGGAAGGUGGCGUUGAAGAGGGAGCGUGAGGAGCACCAGCAUCUCCUGGCUGAGUCCUACAGCGCUGUCAUGGACCUCACCAAGCAGCUGCAGAUCAGUGAGAAGAACUGGAACCAGGAGAAAGUGGAGCUGCUGGCUCGCUUCAAGGAGGAGCAGCAGCAGGCAGAGCAGCAAGCAAAGGACCUGCAGAACAAAAUCAACCAGUUGCAGAAAGGAGCCAACCCUUGGGCCCUGAAGCACUCUGAAAUGGAGAAGCAUGGCAGCAACUGGAAAGAGGCUCUCAAUGAAAAAAUAACAGACAAAGAGACAAUCUCUGAAGCAGAAGCCAAGGGAACCAACCUCAAAAGGACCAAGUCCGUUUCCUCUAUGUCAGAGUUUGAAAGCUUGCUCGACUGUUCUCCCUACCUCCCUGGAAAGACCAUGCCAGGAUUGGGUGACCAUUCUCGGGGCAAAAAGGCAUCUGUGGCCGCCCAGCUUCUGCCCAAUGGGAUCCGGGACAGCACCGGCAUUCCUCCCUCAAACUGUACAUAUGUGAAUAUUGAGCAAUCCGUUCCUGACAGCCUGGCCAAGGAGAAGAUGGGUAUCUCCUCCUGGGACUACUCACAGGCAAGCAGCCUCUCCGGGCAUGACCCAGCCCAGAAGCAAAUGCAGAGGAGCUAUACAGCACCUGACAAGACGGGGAUCCGCAUCUACUACAGCCCUCCGGUGGUGCGGCGGCUGGAGGCACCUCUGGUGCACAACAAGGAGGGGAAGAUCAUGAUCGAACCUGGGUUCUUGUUCACCAUGGCCAAGCCAAAGGAGCCAGAGGAGUCGGCCAGUGCUGAGAGCACCUACAGCCAGUGGCUGUGCAACUUCUCCAAGCAGCAGCGGGAGCUGCUGGACGGCGGCACGGUGGAGAGCGCGGUGCCGCCUGUGCCCCGCUUCCCCCCAUCACUGCACGACCUGGAGAUCUCUGGCAACAUGAGCGACGACAUGAAGGAGAUCACCAACUGCGUGCGGCAGGCCAUCCGCUCCAGCUCCUUGGAGAGGAAGGUGAAAAGCACCUCCAGCCAGACGGUGGGGCUGGCCCACGUGGGGACACAGACCAUCCAGACGGUGAGCGUUGGCCUGCAGACCGACCUGCCGCGUCCCAGCAGCAUGCAUGGCAAGAGCUGGUCCCCACGCAGCUCCUCCUUGGUGUCCGUGCGCAGCAAGCAGAUCUCCUCCUCCCUGGAUAAGGUCCACUCCAGGAUUGAGCGGCCGUGCUGCUCCCCAAAAUACGGCUCUCCGAAGCUCCAGAGGAGGUCUUCCUCCAAACUGGAUGCCUCCAAGGACAGGAGCCUUUGGAACCUACACCAGAGCAAGCAGAACGGCUCUGCCUGGGCCCGCUCCACCACCACCCGUGACAGCCCCGUCCUCAGCAACAUCAACGAUGGCUUGUCCAGCUUGUUCAGUGUGGUGGAGCAUGCAGGCAGCACUGAGUCCAUCUGGAAGCCAGGCUUUCCCGAGAGCAGCCGCAGCAAGCCUGAAGCACCCAAGUACGGCCUCGUGCAGGAAUUCUUUAGGAACGUCUGUGGGCGAGCGCAGAGCCCCACUGCCCCCUCAGAGAAGAAGGAGACCAUGGGAGAGGAGGGCAGUAAGAGAGCUGAGCACCCCAGCCCAGCCACCCACCACCCAGCCGACAACAUCUCCCGUGUCUUGAACAAGAAAGUUCUCAAGCAAAGCAGCUGUGAGGACCCCAAGCCCUCAUCCCCCGGCCAGGGGAGUAAGGACACAGCCCUGCGGGACCCCGACCUCAUCUCGGCCAUAGCCAGCGAGGACACCGCGUGUGACUGCAGCUCCCAGUCCCUCACCUCCUGCUUCGCCCGGCCGUCCCGCUCUGCUGUCCGCCAUUCCCCCUCCAAGUGCAAACUGCACCCCGUGGACCCCCCCAGGGCGGAGGAGAAGCCGGGGGCCUCGAACAGCCUGCAAUGUAAAACCAAGUGCAUUUUAAAAAUACCAAAAUGAGCUGCAUUGGAGAUGCGCCAAUUGGAUUAAGAGAUUGUGGGUUGGGAGGCUGCAGCCUGGCCCGUGCCGUGCAGCCCUCGGUCACCACCAGAAAAAGCCUUAUCCAGGGAGGCUGGGGGGCUGCAUUCAGCCCCACACAGAGCAGCUUUGUGCAGCCUCAGGAGAGAAGAGCAAUUUUGGAGGUGGCAGCCUGACCUAUUUUCAAGCUGCCUGCCAGGGGCCGGGCAGGGAUUCACCCAGAUGGAGCUGCCUGCAGGUGCCUGCACCUCCUGGGGCUCUGUGAAUUGCUCUGGGGGCUGUGAGCUUUGCACCAGGAUCUCUGUGCAUUGCUCUGGGGCUGUGUACAUUUCUCCAGGGCCUCCAUACCCUGCUCCAGGAAGUCUGCAGAUUGCUCUGGGGCCAUGUACAUUACUCCAAGACCUCUGUGCAUUGCUCCAGGGGCUCCGUGCAUUGCUCUGAGUCCAUGUACAGUGCUUCAGGGCUCUGUCCGCUGCUCCACCAAGGGAGCUCUGGUGCUGUGUACACCCGUUCCAAGGCCUCUGUGCAUUGCUGUCAUCUUGCAGCUUCCCUUAAAAAACUGCUCCUGCUGCCGAGGCUGCUGCCCCCUCCUGUCCAGCCGCACGCUGCCCACAGCAGGCAGCCUGCAUCACUGCCACGUCGCAGCCUCCGUCAGCAUCUCCACCACUGCCACUCACUGCCCGUGUCUCUGGACACACCAGCAAUCAGCCAGGGCCCAGCAGGCCCAGCACCGAUGGCCUUUUGCUCCUGCAGCACCUGUUCAGCCCCGUGGGGACCCUUGUCACCCAGGGGGAUGUCACACAGGGCAGGUGCUGCCACCCUCACCAGCAGCCGGGGCCAGGCAGCAUCCCUGCCAGCCACGGAGAAGCCGGGUGCCUGCACCCCAGCAGGCACAGCACUGCCACGGGCAAUCUCCUGCUGUACAUAGAUCCUCUUGGGGUGGUUUUUAGCAUUUUCAUUGAUAACAAGGGUUUUGGUUGGGUUUUGUCGUUUGUUUGUUUGUUUGUGUUUUUUCUUAAAGACUCUACUUUUGGAAUGUGGAUUCUUGUUUUUACAACUGCCUUUUAAUUAUUUGUAAUAUUGGUCAGUUCUGUCUUACUCUGUAAAUAACAGUGCUGGGCAUUUCCUGGGGGAGCAGGGUGAGGGCUGAACUGAGGUGGGCAAGGGAAUUGCAAAGGCAAGAGGGAAAAUUUGCUUGAGGUCAGGAGGUGACAUCCUCAGCCCUGGCCCCCACACAUCCCUUCUCCUCCAGACAUGCCAGUGCCCAGCUCCAGGUGAAGCCUGGUGCUCUGAGCAAAGCCACACUUGCCCCUGCCCUCUCCCUCUUCCCCUCACCAGCCCAUGCUGAGGUCACAUGAAGGGCACCUUCUGCCUGGAUGACGGGCCCCCUGCCCACCCUGUCCUGCACCCCUCUGCCAUGCCUGCUUGUCGUGUGAUGAAUAAAGGCUCUGCAACCCCCACCCUUGCUGCUGCCUUCCCAUGCUGCAGUGGAAGGACCGUGAUGCCUGGGAACCACUGCUGCUGCUGAGGGCAGUGGGGGGAUGGCUAGGGAGCCCAUGGGAGAUGCAUCUCCAUCCCAUCCCUCUGUCCUUGCCAGCUGCCCAGACCACACACAGUGUCCCACCCUCUCCUCACCCACCUCUUUUCCCCUAACACCAUCCCCAUGUGCUGACCCUGACUGUGCCGUGCCACCAGGACUCUGGGUCCUCCAUGGCCUCUCUGCCAGGGCUAUCACCUCAGACUAGGCUCUCCUUGGCUCUGCAUUGUUCUUGUGAUGUUGGGUGUUUCUCAAGCUUCCCCUGUCCUGUCCCAUCCAGCCCAGCAGCUCACCCCAGCCUGGAUGUGAACCCCUCAUCCCCUGUCCCAUCGUUGCCCUUGGCUUCUUGCCCUUGUGCUCCUCAUCACCUGCAGGUCCCAGCCUCCUCCAGGCACACUACAUCAAAUUGUCCCUCCUCGAGGUCCUCUGUCACCCAUCAUAACCCACCACUCCUUUUGCUCCUCCAUCAUCCUUCAUGUCCCAUCUCUUAUCCCUGCUCUUUGAUACCACCAGUCCCAUCCUUCCUUCUUAACUCUCCCCCAUCCUCAAUCACAUUCCUUCCUUCAUGUGGUUUUCUCUUGCUGGACAUCAGGAAACACUUCUCCUUAGGCUUGGUGCAGCUGGAACUGGUCACUGGGGAAGUAUGAGGAUCUCUGCCCUUGGAAGGUUUCACAGCUCAGCCAGAUAAAGUCACCAAUGGCCUGAUUUAGCAUUAGCAAUAACUGGUUUGGAAUGUGGGACUCCACCAGAGCCCCAUGGGAUCCCUUCAAGCACACAGAUCUUUGGGAGUUUUCUCUGAGCACAGGGAGGUUUCCAAGAGGGGCAAAAAAGACCAGACAUGGCUUGGAAUACAGCCCUUGGGAUGCUGCAGGACAUGAGGAACUACCUGUGCAGCUCACAGCUGCUCCAUGGUGCUCAAGCAAGACCACCUCACGUUCAAGCAGAACCAUUUACACUGCUUGAGCAGGACCACCCCAUGCUGCUCCAGCAGAACCAUUCCAUGAUGCUCAAGCAGGACCACUUCAGGUUGCUUGGGCAGGACCAUCCUAAUGCUGCUCCAGCAGAACCAUCCUGUGCUGCUUGAGCAGGACCAUCCCACACUGCUUGAGCAGCAACACCCCAUGCUGCUUGGGCAAGACCUCCAGGCUGCCUGAGCAGGAUCCAAUGUAGCUUGAGCAGAACCUUCCCAUGUUGCUCAAGCAGGACCACCCCAUGUAGCUUGAGCAGGACCACUCCAGGCUGCUCAAGCAGGACCAUCCUAGGCUUCUUGAGUACCAUGGGCCAAGCCAAAGUGACUUCUUGAAAGCCUACCAGAUCCCAGACCUUUGAGCUAUCCCUGAGGUGACCCCUUAGAUCCUAGAGCCAGGGUCCAUUGCAUCAUCUUUGUUUUCCUUUCUUUGGGCUGGGUCAUGCAGGGACAUGUCCAUCCCCUGCCCAUGACCUGUGGCUGCACCAGGGCACAAGGCUGCUGGCACUGCUAUCAGGGGCAGGACAGGUCUUCUCUCCACCCCAAGGGUGCCCCAUACUCUGAGGGACCUGCAUGCAGGCCCCAUUCAGAGCAUCCCACCUCACUCAUGCACAAGGCCCAGCAGGUCUCACUUGGCUGCAGACUUUGCCUUGCAACCUUGGAGGCUCCCAGCCAUCCCUUGCCCUUUCUAAGGUGAUGUUUCUGAGAGACUGUCCCACUGCCAUACAGGCAGGGACAGGGCAGCCAGUGUCUUGAUAAGGUGGCAGUGGCAUCUGCAAAGCAUUCCUGACCACUUCCCUUUCUGGCUGAUGAACUGGGGAGGGUGGAGGGAAUUUGCUACCUGUGUUAGAAACUAGCUGAACUUAAGUGUCUACCCAAGCUGGAUUUCUUACUCCAAAUGUUCAAACCAUUGUAUAUUGUACUGGGAUUUUUACAUUGAAUUAUUGUAGAAAAAA